This is a messenger RNA of Thelazia callipaeda (thelaziosis nematode), 4683 nucleotides long. The record is from the annotation of a GenBank genome assembly. NCBI's taxonomy places the organism in Eukaryota, Metazoa, Nematoda, Chromadorea, Rhabditida, Thelaziidae.
AUGUUUCGCGUAUAUCUGUGCAAAAAAGGUGAUAAAAAAUGCAGUGGAGCGCAGUGUGACGUGAUUUUGAGUAGUAAAAAUAUUCCUGGACUGCAGUUGGGCGAUGUUUUGGAAAUUACUGCUUCAUCUGAACAACAGUUUUAUGUGCAGCAUUUGCACGAAGAUGUCGAAAGUGGGAUUUAUAGAGAAAAACGCAUUUAUAUUGAGAAAACUAUUGCUGACACGUUUUCGCUAUCGCAAAAUCAGUAUGUCACAGUGAGAAUCGCAAAUAGAAGUGAUGUAGUAUUGGAUCACAUCGAAAUUGCUGUCAAAGAACGCUAUAUUAGUAGAUCCGAUAUGUGGCGUUACCGAAUGUGCCUUAUUAAUAUCUGUGUUUAUAUAGGCAAAAAGAUAGAGUGGUUACUUAUUCCUUCUACUGUAGUCAACCUUUGGGCUAAAGGAGAAAUGGUAAAAAGUGGAUACGUUUCAAAAGAUACUCGUAUUGUGUUUCGUUCUGGAAGUGCUAUGAUGUUGAUAUAUAUUCAAAUGAGUUCGGAAAUGUGGGACUUUGAUCCUUAUGGUGAUCUUUAUUUUGAAAAAUGUGUCAAUGGAUUUCUUCCUCAACUGUUCGACCUGUGGAAUGAACAGCACUGUGCACAUUUAAUCACCUUUAUUGUUAUUUCGAGAUGGUAUUUCAAAGAAGAGUUUAUAAGUGAAGAAAUGAAAAAAAAAUUGUGUAUCGAUUACAGAGGGAGAUAUUAUGAAGAUUUCUAUCGAAUAUUAGUGCAAAAUGAACAUUACGAUGAUUGGAAGCUUACUGUUUUAUCAAAGGUAGAUCUGAGGGAAAAAAAGCUUGUUACGCUCUCAACUGCUGCGGAUGGAAAUUUUCUGCAGGUUUUAAAUUUAUCAAUGGACGAAUUAAGUGAUUACUAUACAAAUCGUAGAUUUGAAACAGUGGGACAGCAGAUUGUUUUUGUAAGCGCAGGUGGUGGGAUUUUCAAUGUUGAUCGAAAUUUGAUUAAUAUGACAAAGCAGCGCCUUAUUGAUAUGGGUAUAUCUCUUGAUCUUGUGCUGCUUGGUGAACAACCUCUUCACGCUGUGCCUUUAUUUGUCUUGCAAAGAACAGACAGUACUUGUCUCUCUGAAGAUUAUUUUAUUCCUCACUGGAUGAACUAUUCGUACUAUCAGAUGAGCCGACGUUCUGCAAUAUCAGUCAAGUUCAAACCACGAAUUAAUCUUCCAGAUGAUCUACUUCGGGACACAUCUACAGGUCUUGUCAUGGAAACAGAUUUACCCGUUAACGAUAUGGAUGCUGCGGAUGAAGAAGCAUUUUCCUCUCUUCUUGAAAACAAUGCUCUAGCAAGCAGUGUUAAUCUGCCUAAUGAAAUCGCAAAAGAGCUUUUAUUGAAAAGCGAUUGUAGUCGUGAUGACCCUGUGCACAAAUUACGUCGUAGAACAGAAGAAACAUGGCGAAGUGUUGCAGCGAAAAACACCGACAUGCGUCUUUCCAAGUCCGAUUUACGUGUAGGUUCAUUGGAAUCAGAAAACAUUCGGCAUGUCCACUCACAAAACAUUUUGUCAGUUUUUGAAGGACGUCCUUUGAUCAACCCUUUUAAACCAGAAGAAUUCAGCGUACGAAUAACCGCAAAUCGACGACGAUGGAUCCAUGUUUUUCCUGUAGAUAAACUUGGUCGAGCAAAGCUUGCUCAUCACUAUGUAGCAGGAAAAAGUAUUGUUAACGUAAUUCAAAGAGACGAAAUGGAACCGAGUGAAUUAUCAUCUCCACCAAUGCGUACUAUUACUAUCUCUCCUUCACGUAGGUCGCCUUCUCCUCUGUUUUCGGAAGAAAUUGGUAGCAACAGAGUGACAGGAGUUGGAGCAGGUGGUAAGAAAUGCGUUUGGGCAUGGGGUUCAACGGGUGAGGAAAAAUGGAAUCCGGAUACGGAAAUUGGGGUUGAUUGGAAAUCUCUGAUUCGUACUGCUCUCCUUCCUUUAACUACUGAUUUUUUCCCUGAUGAACGGAGCAUUAGUAAAGAUUAUAUGGUCAAAGCUCAUCAGCUUCCAGUAUAUUUCGAUGCGGUCCGUGAAUGGCUAGCAUAUUCAGUGCCUGAAGAUUUGGAGCUUUUUCGGAAUCUCGUCUUUGAUCAGCUUGUUUGUCAAAGGUUGCAACGCGGUUUUCAGAUAAUUCUUUUAAGAAAAAAAGUGAUGCAUGCAGCAAUUGGAAUCAGUGAAGAACAAUCAGAAAGGAUGGAAAACACAAAAUUAGUCUCCAGAGAAUGCUUCUUAUCAUUUGGUCGCAUUUAUCAUCGACUUUAUAUGGAGGGUGAUGGAAUAACUGUCAUCCAAUUCCUUCCAAGACUUGGAGAAUUUAAGGAAACACCAGAAUUAGCCAAACGAAGAGAAUAUACUUACAUGUUACAAGUGCCGGACAAUUCUUAUUAUGAACCAUGCAGUACAAGAUUUCAAAAAUAUGAUCUGUCAAAUUUGAAUUGGAGUCUUCUUGAUACUCAAAUACAAAAUCGUUAUGUGCCUCGGCUCUUUAAAGAUGAUCUUAAAUGUUUUGCAGCAAGGUUUCUGUUGACACCACUAUGCAGCAGUAUAACAAAAGCGAUAAUUUCGGAAAGAAAUGGUGGCGAUAAAUAUAUGGGUCUUCAUGAUUCAUCGUUCUAUAAAAGACAGGAAGAUGGGUUUUUGAAGUUUGUAGAAGUUUUGAAUCGCUUUCGACGAAAACCUUUAUCAAGGCAGAAAAGACUAGUGACUUUAGCAAAUGAUGCUGAAAGUCGAAUAUACACUAUAGAAAACGUCGAUGAUUUGUUGAAUGGUUGGCGUGAGAACUAUUCACCGCUUUAUUCUCAAGAUUCCUCUAACCGAUUUCCACCUUACAUGUUUCUUACUAUAGAAUUUGUUGCUUGGCUGGUGAACAAUGUCUGUGAACUUUCGAAUCGGCAAGCUGCUAUUGAAUUUGCUGGUAGCUUAAUGGCUGCCGGAAAAAUACGAAUGUUACGACCGACUGAAACUGUAGUCGAUGACCUUGAGUCUUCUAUGUCAACUGAUAGUUAUGGGCACGAGUUUCGUUACGGUUUUUUUUUGUGUUACAUUGUCAAUAAAAACAUUGCGGAUGAAAAAGUAGAAGAAAAAGAAGCGUUUUCACGAGCAGUUCAGUGUGAGAUUGGUCAAAAGUGCUCUGGUCUUAAGUUAAGCAGUUGUGCUCACAAGCUAAAUUCUGUAGAGAUGAAGUUUUUUGCGCAGUUACAAAAACCAUCUGAUGCAGCUGGACGUGAAUAUCUUCCAUCACAUAUGCCUAGACUGACAGAGUGGGGUAAAUUUGCUUAUGAAAGAACAUUUUGUGCAGCGAAAUCUUUUGAAAUUGGUGUGCGGUGGUUCAUGGCAAACAGUCAAACAGUGUCAGAAACUGCGCGUUAUUGGUGUAGCAAAGCAACCAGUCUGUCAUUUCAUAUGUUUCCUAUACCGGACGAUCCAUUCCCACUUGCUAUGAAUCCACUUUCAGCUCCUUUUCGCCGUCCUAUUAUGAUACCUUUUAAAAUCACCGAGAUCUCAUCGAAUGAUCUCUGGCGAGUUAUUUCUACUGUAGUAACUGCUUUUGGUUUCGUUGAAAUGGGAUGCUCUGUACAUUAUGUGCCUCAAUAUGUUCAUCUUACGGGUGGUAUGUUUCUUAUGUACGAUGAAGCGCAACAAGUAUUCCUGUGGUCUUGGAACCAUAUGCUAAGUCAUAGAUAUCGAAGUCAUUUGAAUUGCACAGAAGAAUUUCUGGAUUAUAUGCUACUGGAUUUCCGGUUAUUCUGUGAUAAUAGUACUCGUCUUUAUAGUUAUGUUCAAGAAUUGCUUGAAAAGUAUUGUAACACUGAUAAGCAGAUUAUCAUGAAAUACGCGCAGUUAGUUGUUGGUCCUGCAGGAAGUGGCAAAUCAACGUAUUGUUCCAUUCUACAGCAGCAUUGUUCAUCAACCGGACGGUGCGUUUUUUUUGUUAAUUUGGAUCCUGCUGCUGAGAAAUUCAACUACACUGCAGUUGUUGAUGUGCGAGAUCUUAUCAGCGUGGACGAUGUACAAGAGGAUAAGCAAUUAUUACUUGGUCCAAACGGUGCUUUAGUAUUUUGCAUGGAAUAUUUAGUGCAGAAUUUAGACUGGCUUCAUGAUCAGUUAAAUGAAGGCGAAGAUGAUUAUUUUAUUUUUGACUGUCCAGGCCAAAUUGAACUAUAUAGUCAUUUGCCAGUAAUGCGCCAAAUCGUGAAUGCAUUGAAGUCAUGGGACUUUAAUAUAUGUUCUGUGUUCUUACUUGAUACUCAGUUUGUUUUGGAUUGUGAUAAAUUUUUAGGUGGAGUCUUAACCACGCUUUCUACUAUGAUUACACUAGAGGUACCUGCAGUAAAUGUGCUUUCAAAAGUCGAUUUGCUUUCUGAGCGUAACAAAGAACUGCUAGAAACUUUCCUAGAGUCUGACGCACGAAGCAUUCUGAGAAAUGAAGAGGCAUCGCCUUGGAAUGAAAAAUAUCGCGAACUUUCUCAGACAAUAGCUGAUGUUUUAGAUGACUACAGCCUUGUACGUUUUAGUCCUCUAGACAUUGAAGACGAAGAAUCGAUCAGUGAUCUUUUAGCUAUUAUAGAUAAUACUAUACAGCAUGGCGAAAAUUCAGAGGUAAAAGAUCGCUAUCCUGAAGAAGUUGAUGACGACGAUAAUUGUGAUUAA